AUGAGUUCCACAGUGACGACUCCAACAGUCCAGCGCGGUGCUGCACAGACAUGCCCAGAAUGCCUCUCCUCCGGUCUCGUCCUAUCCGGGAUCGUCUACGGAAUCGUCGCAACACUCUUCUUCGACUGCCUCCGCCUCUUGAUUCAGAAGAAAACCUCUCUUUCCUGCCGGCGCCGGCUGCUCUUCAUCACCUACAUAUCGAUGAUGUUCCUCGCAAGCACGGCAGCUGUGGUUCUAGGCUCCAUCAGCGUUAUACGAUGGCCGCCGGGGGUCGGGAAGAUCUUUUCGCAACACGUCUUUGGACCGUAUGUGUUUGCGCUGUGGGGAGCUGACGGCAUGAUGAUUUGGAGAUGUCUGGUGUUGUAUGCGGACACUCGGCGUAUUUUCUUCCGAAUGCUCCAGUUCGUUCUCGGAGCGCUCGCGUUGGCUUCCUUAGCAUGUGGAGUAUUGUACUUUAUCCUCCCGUUACGAAUGGCGAAUACGGAUUCCCGCGUGCCUAUUUUCCUAGUCGCUCUCCCAGAGUUAACUACGCUUACCAACACCAUCCUCGCAAGCCUGGUCGCAUUUCGCCUCCUUUGGCACCAAAGGCGUACACGACGGGUGCUCGGAGAGACCUACGGGACACCCUACACAAGAAUCGUCAACAUAUGCAUGGAAUCAUGCUUGCUGAUUGUUUUGUUCAACAUUGCGCUAACCGUGCUCUUCUUGAAGGAGUCCGGACCCGCGACGGUGAUAGUGGAGUUGCUUAUCACUCACGUAUCGGUACUUUCUCCUCUAUUCGUGUUCCACCGUGUCGCACAAGGGACAGAUGCGGUCACCAGCAUCCAGACCCAAGAUAUCCGUUUUCAGAUCGAGAAGCCCACAGAUUCAGCAAAUGAAACCAACCAUAGAAUAUCCACUCUUCGCUUUACCACUUCUGGAGGGACGGAGAGCACCGCAUGA
Molecule: messenger RNA, 942 nt
Organism: Cyclocybe aegerita
Lineage: Eukaryota; Fungi; Basidiomycota; Agaricomycetes; Agaricales; Hemipholiotaceae
Source: the annotation of a GenBank genome assembly